AUGGUGUACUAUGCCAACCCGGAGCUGCUGCGCGACGUGCUCAAGAACCAGGUGGUCAGCAGCCACAUCGCCGGCAUGAUGGCCUCCGCCGAUCUGCGCAUCGUGGUCGGCGCGCUGCAGAUGGCCGACAUCCUCAUGACGAAGCUGCCCGACGAGUUCGGCGUGCAUUUUCGAAGGGAGGGGGUGCUGCACCAGUUUGAUUUAUCGACUAGGUCUCCAAGUCCAUCUCACGUGAGAUUGAGCGACGUUCUGAAGAGAAAGAGAGUAUCGAAAAGGACUUGUGGAACUAGCAGAUCUAAGACGAGGCAUGACGAUUUGCCUCUGUCGCCUUCAUUGGUACAGGACCUAUUCACUAAAGCUGCCUCAAUAGGAAAUUCAACGCCAAGUAAUACUACUAGACCCAGAUAUUCUGGUUCCAGCUCGAAGACAAGCUUUCUUCAAAGUUUGAAUCCAGCUAGGUGGGGAAGGAGUAUGAACUCAUCACACGAUAGGAAUUAUAGUAAGGACUCGAUGAACAAUUUAUCAAAAUCGGCUUCGAAUUCACACAUUACUGCUGGAAAUAGAGAAAAAACUAGGAGUUGGAUUAGAGAUCAGGCCUCCAAAUUCAUCGAAUCGUAUUCGGGCGCCGAGGACGACUCGCACCCGGCCACGAACGUCAUCACCCGUCUGAAGCUGGCCAUCGACAAGCUGCCGACGGCGAAGUGCUGCGAGGCGCUGCUCGAGCUCAGGGACAUACUCAUGGAGUCGGACAUCUCACCGUUCGAGGCCCUCCUCUCCUAUCUGGCCGACGUCGACGGCCCCUUCGACAGAGACCAGCGCCUGCGCAUCAUGCUGAACGUGUUCGCCGGCUGUCCGCUCGACGGCGCCGCCUCCUUCGACGCCGACGCGCCCGCGCCGCUGACGUCGACGUGGAUGAGCGCGCUGGUGGCGAAGCUGAACGGGUGCGCUUCGCAGCUGGAGCAGUUCCCCGUCAAAUGGAAGGGCGGCACAGUCAAAAUCGACCCGCUCGCCCUCGUCCAAGCCAUCGAGCGCUACCUGGUGGUGCGCGGCUACGGUCGGCUGCGCGACAAGGACUGCGCCGACAGCGACGACGGCGACUCGGACGACGACAUCGACGACACGCUCGCCGGCGUCGUCGUAGCGCAGACCGGCGCCCGUCACAAGCUGCAGUUCCUCGUCGGCGGUAACGUGCUGCCUUAUAACAUGACGGUGUAUCAGGCGGUGCGGCAGUUUAGAAAUGCUGGUAUUUGGGUCCAAACACAUGUAAUAUAUUAUCGGCCGUUGAAAGACGAACCAUCCAAUACUAAGAGCAGUAGCGGCAGUUCAUCAAACCAUUCGAGUAGGAAAGGUAAAGGGUCUUCCGGAAAGAGUACUUCUAGACGUAAAGGUGAUGAAUUAUGGAAUGACGGCGUAACGCCCCUACCCCAAUCGCCCCUCGCCCCCUACUUGACCACCCGACUGCCCGACACGGUCACCAUACAGGACGCCUCGUUGGAGGUGCUCUGCCUUCUCAGGAUCCUCAAUGCCCUCAAUACGCACUGGACGCACCUCUACCCCGCCAUAGAGCACUCGCCGAUCGUGCCUGCCACGGAGUUCCUAAACAGGUUGCUCGACAUGUCCCCAGAACUGAGCUCGAGCGAUUCUCAGGAGCGCGUAACGCCGCGCCUGGAUCGAAGAAAACGUACCAUAUCCCGUGAUGACAUCCUCAAGCAGGCCGAGCAGGCGCUGCUCGAGGUGCAGUACGAGAACGAGGUGGGCACCGGCCUGGGCCCCACGCUCGAGUUCUACGCGCUGGUGUCCAAGGAGCUGCAGAAGGCCAGCCUGGAGCUGUGGAACGCGACGCGCGGCGGCGACGACGCCGAGUACGUGCACAGCGCCGUCGGGCUAUUCCCGGGGCCGGUGGCGAGAGGCGCCAAAGUGGGGCAGGUCACGAAGGUGGAGAAGUUGCAAUUCGACGGUUGCGCCGUGGAAGAGCUCGGCCUCGACUUUGUCCUGCCCGGCCACAACGUCGAGCUGAUGCGCAACGGCAAAUCGACGCCCGUCACCGUCCACAACCUCCACCGCUACGUCGACCUGGCCGCCCAUUGGACGCUCUACGAGGGCGACUGCUCGCACGGCUGGGACGUGAAGACGCUGAUGGAGUGCUGCCGGCCCGACCACGGCUACAACGCCGACUCGCGCGCCAUCCGGUGCCUGUUCGAGGUGCUCAGCUCGUACGAUCGCGAGGAGCAGCGGAUGUUUCAAAGCGCUGUCCCCUCCGUUGACGGUAGUCCGGAAGACGCUGGAACCGAACAUGAACGCCGACGACUUCCUGCCGUCGGUGAUGACUUGCGUGAACUACCUCAAGCUGCCCGACUAUUCGACCAUCGAGGUGAUGCGGGAAAAAUUGCGGCUCGCCGCCUCCGAGGGACAGCACUCUUUCUACUUGUCGUAAAGAAAACAAAACGCGGAACGGUAUGGCUUGUCUUUGAACGGAUUCUAUAUACUGUAAUUUACGCGAAAAUGAUGGGACUUCGUCGUGAUAAGAGCAAAAUCACUUAUUGCAUAGCCCCCCACCUAGUGGGUUAAGGUGUCUAUUAUUAUUGCUGUAAUUUAUUUUUUUCUGAAGAAUCUAGUGGUAUUUCUCAAAGUGAUUUUGUUGUUUUUUUCUUCUUUUUUCGGGUUUCAAUUUCGAACACUCACGUUUUAUUUAUUGAGCGAUUGAUUGUUUUGGGGGGGCCACGACUGAUUUGUGCAAUGGACACGAAGUGCAUAGUGAUGAGUUGGUGCAACGAACAAUCGAAUUGAAUUGCUAACUAUCACAUUAUUUGCCAAAUGUAUAGUUUUUGCUGUGUCCACUUGUUCGGAUGCAGCUAUAUUUAACAAAAUGUAGUUUUAAUUUAAAAUUAUGUUUCAAUAAAUUUGUACACAUCAAA
Molecule: messenger RNA, 2915 nt
Organism: Phaedon cochleariae (mustard beetle)
Lineage: Eukaryota; Metazoa; Arthropoda; Insecta; Coleoptera; Chrysomelidae
Source: the annotation of a GenBank genome assembly